Molecule: messenger RNA, 1983 nt
Organism: Penicillium verrucosum
Lineage: Eukaryota; Fungi; Ascomycota; Eurotiomycetes; Eurotiales; Aspergillaceae
Exons: 11
Cellular component (GO): membrane
Molecular function (GO): signaling receptor activity
Source: RefSeq, a predicted model, not a curated record
GCACUGUUGUCGCCUGUGGAACGGGCGAGCGGCACGGACCGCAGCGACAGCCCACUCCUCAGGGAACUAGGCAGCCCCUCAGGCCCACGGCUGCUGAACCGCGAUGAAGUUCCCUCGUGGUAUGGCCAUAAUCCGUACAUUCGAACCAGCUAUAGGCCAGUCACACCAUCAAUUUCUUGUUGUCUUGGCAGUUUGCUGUACCUCCACAACGAAACUGUGAAUGUUUACUCCCAUCUCAUCCCCGCCAUCAUAGCUUUGUUGGGCAAUGGGAUCCUCUAUGUUUAUUUCUCUACAUCUUUCCCGGAUGCUACGUGGGCCGAUCAGCUUGUUUUUCAUAUUUACUUGACCACCUCGGUCAUUUGUUUUGGUAUCUCAUCCGCAUACCACACUUUCCUUUGUCAUUCUGCCCGUUACACUGAUUUAUGGGGACGAUUGGACUAUGUUGCGAUUGUAUUCCAGAUUCUUGGUUCAUUUAUCUCGGGGAUAUAUAUUGGGUUCUACUGUGAACCACAUCUGCAAAAGCUUUAUUGGUCAAUGAUUGGCAGUCUGGGAUUAUUGACUGGAUUUGUCGUGGUGCAUCCCAAAUUACAGAGCCAAAAGUGGAGAUUAUUGCGGUUAUCAACAUUCGUGGCGACGGGACUUUCGGCAUUUGCUCCUAUCAUCCACGCUGCUAGUAUCUUCCCUUAUGAACAGCUAGAUCAACAAGCCGGAUUACGAUAUUACUAUCUUGAAGGACUUGUCAUCGUGAUUGGGGUCCUGUUUUACGCGACACAUUUCCCGGAGUCGCGAAGACCCGGAAGCUUUGACAUUUGGGGAUCGUCUCACCAGGUAUUCCACAUCUCAGUUGUAAUCGGUGCGAUAAUUCAUCUGUAUGGGAUUCUAGUUGCCUUUCAGUGGAAUUAUGAAAACCAAAGAUUUGCCGAAAUGCUGUCCACUUUUUCCCUUUUUAACACUCUCAGGGAAACUACAUCUAUCGCGUCGGCAAUUGCGAAGGGUCGAUUAGAGAAUGGUAGACGAUACCAAGCUCUAAAGGAAGAUGACUAUUGGUCGGUCGCAACGCUUCAAUGUGGGACACCGGAGGCUAAUCAUGUCAUGGCAUACAGGAGUCCUUCUGAUGAACAGCAAUUUGAGGCUUUUGAGAUUGGUCAUGUGGUGUUUCUCGUGUUAGACCAUGACCGAGAAAACCCUCUUCACCACGCACCUAUCGGCAAGUCUCCUAAGAAUAUUCUGGACAUUGGGACUGGUAAAGGAACAUGGGCUAUUGAUAUGGCAGAUUUGUAUCAAUCUGCAACUGUCCGUGGCGUCGACAUCUUCCCCCCUCCCGUGACAUGGAUGCCACCCAACUGCGUACUAGAAGUAGAUGAUGUCCUCCGUGACUGGACCUGGAGAGAGCCAUUUGACUUCAUCCACAUGCGUCUGAUGCUGGGAGCAUUUACAUCAGAGGGAUGGGAUCAAUUAUACAAACAGUGCUACGACGCUCUUGCCCCAGGCGCCUGGAUCGAACAGAUGGAACUCGAUGUGCGGGUAUAUAGCGACGACGGCACCUUGAAGGAAGGCGGGACUCUAGCUGCAUGGGGAGAUAAUUUCAUCGGCUGCUCCGAGCGAGCGGGUCGUUCCCUCCUAACACAGGAGACAAUGCAAGGCGCAAUGGAGAAGGCCGGGUUUGUUGACGUGCAAGAGAAGCUAUACAAGAUUCCUUUGGGGCCGUGGCCGAGAGAUAAGGUUCUCAAGGAGGUUGGGCAGCUCCAAUACGCCCACUGGGUUACUGCAUUGGAGGGAUGGGCUUUGUGGUUGCUCACUAAGUUUGGUGCCCCCACUCCUUGGUCUCCGGAGGAGGUCCAGGUUUAUUUAUCCGAGGUUCGGGCGGAGCUGAGAAAUCCCCGUACACAUGCUUAUGAAUAUGCUCGUCGAGUCUGGGCUAGGAAGCCUACGGUGGAGGAAGAAAUGGCUAAUUCGCCGAUUAAGACUGAGCCUGAGUUUUAA